UUACAAAGCAGUCAUUUUGAAAUUCACUGCAAAUGGGUUUCUUAAUCUGACCUUGGUCAAGGCAUCAAAUGGGUCCCUGUUUGGCCCAAUUAUUAAUGCUUAUGAGAUCUUGCAGGUGCACCCAUGGGUUCAAGGGACUGCCCAAGCAGAUAGUAAGUUACCAUGUAUUUCUCACACCUGGAUUUACAUUCCACUUGUUUACUUUGUGAUACUAUUGAACAGCUCUCUCUCUCUCUCUCUCAUGGCUUCCAUGGCUGACUAUGCCGAAGAUAGUAGAGAAAUAUACAUAGCUCUAAUGAGAGAAGAAGAGAACAAGGUGCUUCAACUCUGCGAAAAAUUCCAAGAUGGCCCAUUGCAUGUGAUAACCAUACACAGUGACACAGUCCUCCAUAUGGCCACAUACUCUAAGCAAACUAACUUGGUUCUUAAUUUGCUCACAAGGGUCUCUUCAGAUCAUAUUCACAAAAUGGCCCAUCAAAAUGGAGUUGGAAACACCAUCCUCCAUGAGGCUGCUACUUCUGACAAAUUACUCCCUGCUGCCAUAGAAAUGCUGCGAAUCGCGCCCCAGCUGUUGAAUAUAUGCAACAAGUUCGAUGAGACGGCUCUUUACAGGGCGGCACGGUUUGGAAAAUUGGAUAUGUUUAAGUUUCUUGAUGAUGAAGUGAACAGAAUCUGCAGAACUGUGAGAGAUGUAAGAGGAGGAGAUUGCAAGGCCUUUUAUCAAAAGAAGAACAAUGACACUGUACUUCACACCUCCAUUGUUGUGGAGGAAUUUGCUUUGGCACUUUUUAUUGCCACAAAGUACGAAUAUUUGGUCGGAAAAAGGGACCGAGAUGGGAUGACUGCUCUUCAACUUCUUGUAUGCAAUCGAUCUGCUUUCAAAAGCAAGGGUGGAAGAUACUUUAAGCGUCUCAUCUACUCUUGUGUCUCAAUUGAAGAAGAUACAAAUAUUUCGACAAAAGGGAAUUGGGAAGUGCCUUUGUGGGAAGCAAUUCGGAAGGAGAAAGAAAAAAAUGUAAUGGCUUUGAGACUUGCCAAGUUCUUAAUAACAAAAGAUACAUCAUGGAGAACUACUAAACGAGUGGAAGAUCAGUAUGAGCCUAAGACCCAUGAAUAUGGAGAAGAGACCUCUUCUCUGCGAGAGGAAAUAGAGAAAGAGAAUGAAGAACAGAAACCACCAAGAAGUAUGGAGACUACCAACAAGCGGAUUGCUGAAACACCAUUGUUUUUGGCAACCAAGUCAGGCUGUGUGGAGAUCUUUAAAGAGAUAAUCCAGCUGUACCCAUGGGCAGUUGAACAUAUUGAUCACAAAGGGCGUACAGUUUUACAUGUGGCAAUAAAGUACCGCCAAAUAGAGAUAUUUAAAAUUGUGGAGAAAAUGGAAGUCCCAAUGAGGAGGCUGGUGCGAAAGAUCGACCACAAUCACAAUACAAUUCUACAUAUGGUUGGGAAAAAGAGAAAGGAUCAUAUGCCUCAAGAGAUGCAAAGUGCUGCUCUCCAAUUGCGCAAGGACAUGCUCUUGUUUGAGCAUGUAAAGAAAAUCUGCCCUAGCCAUUUAACAAAGCACAUCAACUCUGAUGGGCACACUGCAGAAGAGCUAUUUGCUAGGAAAAAUAAAAAACUUUGCCAUGAGGCCAAAGAAUGGCUUAAGCGUACAGCAGAACACUGCUCCCUUGUUGCUGUGCUCAUUGCCACUGUUGCCUUUGCUGCAGCCUACACAAUACCAGGAGGGCCCAAUCAAAAGACCGGUAUUCCACUUCUCCUCAACCAACCUUUCUUUGCUGUGUUCACCAUGACCGAUGUCCUUUCCCUUACAUUCGCUUUGACAUCAGUGAUAAUAUUCCUGUCAAUCCUCACAUCUCCGUUUCGGUUAAAGGACUUUAAGCAGUCUCUCCCACAAAAUCUAAUGCUUGGUAUUACAUUUCUGAUCUUCUCGGUGUCAAUGAUGAUGUUGGCAUUUGCUGCAACUGUGAUUCUUAUGAUACAUAAUAGGGAGCAGUGGACAAAAAUUGCCUUGUACACUGCUGCUUUCCUCCCAGUCACCAUCUUCGCACUCUCAUACUUGCCUCUGUAUAUAUCGCUCAUGAAGACUCUCAAUUACUCAAUCAAGAAAAUAACCAUGAUUUUUCCUCAAUUCACCGGUGAUUCUGUUGUAUCUUGGGCUGCCAAUUCGUUUUCUCACAAAUUCAAGAUCACAAAUUCCUCAAAGCCCACUCAAAUUGAAACCUCCAGUUCGACAUGCCCUCCUAAAUCUAAAGCCUCUCAUACUUUAGUUUGAAUGGCAUGAAGGAAUCUUAUUUUAGUACUCUUUUAGCAACACCUUGCCCAUGAUCUCAGAGAUUGUUCAGACUCCCAGCGAAAUAUCUAUGGAUAUUUUAUUUCCAUCUGUUCUUUUUCUAGCCAUUGAAGUGUAUCACAAACUGCACGUAUUUUACUUGUGUUGUUGUAGAUUUUCUUUAUAUCUUAUUUUGGAAAGCAAAAAAUAAUGGAAAGUUUGAAAACACCAA
This is a messenger RNA of Camellia sinensis, 2507 nucleotides long. Lineage: Eukaryota; Viridiplantae; Streptophyta; Magnoliopsida; Ericales; Theaceae. The record is from RefSeq and is a predicted model, not a curated record.